UUGUUAUUAUUAUUCAGGGCUUUUCUGUCUUGCUUUAUACACGCGGCUCUUCACUGAUUUCAUUAAUUUUUUGACGCUUUUUUUCCAUUUAAUUAAACGUAAUUAUUAGUGUAAUCAAAUAAUUAUAAAUAUGUCGACUAUUGCAAGUCCUUUAGUGGUUGGAGGUGUUCGACAAUCUGGAGCUCCGGUUAGAACUCAAAAUGUUAUGGCCUGUUCGGCAAUUUCCAACAUUGUGAAGAGUUCCUUGGGACCCGUAGGACUCGACAAAAUGAUGGUUGACGAUAUUGGUGAUGUUACUGUGACAAAUGAUGGAGCAACAAUUUUACGUCUUUUGGAUGUCGAACAUCCGGCAGCUCGUGUUUUAGUUGAACUUGCUCAGCUUCAAGACGAAGAAGUUGGAGAUGGCACAACAUCCGUUGUUAUUAUUGCGGCUGAAUUAUUGAAAAACGCUGACGAGCUCGUGAAACAAAAAAUUCAUCCCACGUCUGUUAUCAGUGGUUACAGAUUAGCUUGCAAAGAAGCUUGUAAGUAUAUUAUGGAACAUUUGACAAUUAGUUCUGACGAGCUUGGUAGAGAAUGUCUCGUAAAUGUUGCAAAAACUUCCAUGUCCAGCAAAAUCAUCGGAGCAGAUGCAAGCUUUUUUGGCAAUAUGGUUGUAGAUGCGGCGAAUGCUGUGAAAAUUAAUGACGGCAAAGGUGGACAUAUUUAUCCAAUAAAAGCAGUUAAUGUAUUAAAGGCACAUGGUAAAAGUGUUCGGGAAUCAUUAUUUGUUAAUGGUUAUGCGUUAAAUUGUACUGUUGCAUCGCAGGCAAUGCCGAAAAAAAUUGUUAAUGCAAAAAUUGCAUGCUUGGACUUUGGUUUGCAAAAAUCUAAAAUGAAAUUGGGAGUGGAAGUUCUUAUAACUGAUCCCGAAAAAUUGGAAGCAGUUCGUCAACGUGAAAUGGAUAUGACAAAGGAACGUGUGCAAAAAAUUAUUAACGCAGGAGCAAAUGUCGUUCUUUUGAGCGGUGGAAUUGAUGAUCUUUGUCUCAAGUAUUUCGUGGAAGCGGGUGCAAUUGCAGUGAGACGUUGCAAAAAAGCCGAUUUAAAACGAAUUGCAAAAGCAACUGGAGCUCUAUUUUUAACAUCGUUGACAAAUAUGGAGGGUGAAGAAAGUUUUGAACCAAGUUUCCUCGGUGAAGCCGCUGAAGUUGUUCAGGAAUUGGUUUGCGAUGACGAACUCAUUCUCGUUAAGGGACCAAAAGCAAGAACAGCGGCUUCAAUUAUUUUGCGUGGACCAAAUGAUUUCUAUUGUGACGAAAUGGAAAGAUCCGUUCACGAUGCAUUGUGCGUUGUUAAACGUGUUAUGGAAAGUAAGAAUGUUGUUGCCGGUGGUGGUUGCGUCGAAGCAGCACUUUCAAUUUAUUUAGAAAACUUUGCAACUUCUUUGAGUUCAAGGGAGCAACUUGCAAUUGCUGAAUUUGCACGUUCAUUGCUUGUCAUUCCAAAAACAUUGUCAGUAAACGCAGCUCAGGACGCAACUGAUCUUGUCGCUAAAUUGCGAGCUUAUCACAAUUCCAGUCAAACAAAAGUCGAUCACGCUCAUCUUAAAUGGAUUGGACUCGAUUUGGUGGAAGGCACUGUGAGAGAUAAUAAAAAAGCCGGUGUAUUUGAGCCGGCAAUAUCAAAAAUAAAAUCCCUCAAAUUUGCAACUGAAGCGGCAAUUACAAUUCUAAGAAUUGACGAUAUGAUCAAACUUGAUCCCGAUCGUUCAAAAGAUAAAUCCUAUCACGAUGCAAUGGCCGCUGGAGAAUUAGAUGAUUGAGUCUAAAUUUUUUUUUUUAUCCGUUCAUUUAUAUUCCGAAAAAAAGCAACUAUUUUUUAAGAAUCAAGUGAUUUUGUUUUUAUUACGAGAAAGCAAUUUGACACUUUCAUAACAUAAUUUAUACUCAUCGAAAAAAAACAACAAUUUUUGCACUCAUUUCUUUUUUGCCUGCUUUGAGAAUAAAAAUGUAAUAAUCGAUUUUUUUUUCUAAUCGGCAAAUAAAGCUUUCUAUUCUAAAAACAAAAAA
Leptopilina boulardi is the source of this 2051-nucleotide messenger RNA. It is a transcript of the gene CCT1, whose product is annotated as T-complex protein 1 subunit alpha. Gene Ontology annotation, cellular component: chaperonin-containing T-complex. Lineage: Eukaryota; Metazoa; Arthropoda; Insecta; Hymenoptera; Figitidae. Gene Ontology annotation, biological process: protein folding. Gene Ontology annotation, molecular function: ATP binding; ATP hydrolysis activity; ATP-dependent protein folding chaperone. The transcript is spliced from 10 exons. The record is from RefSeq and is a predicted model, not a curated record. The coding region runs from base 131 to 1804 and encodes 557 amino acids.